ACAGAUCUCAUUGGUUAACUGGCUGGAUACCUUCUUGGUGCCCAACUUCAAUGUCAAAAUUAAAGGCAGUGGAAUCCAGGAUACUUCAAUGUAUCAAGAACAGAUUUUCUGCAGGUUAUGUCUCUUUACCGGAUCAGAACAAGAUUUGGACAUUGACAGUGAGCCCUGAGCUAAGGGAAAAGACACCGUUAGUAAUGGUUCAUGGUUUUGGAGGUGGGAUAGGACUAUGGAUUCAAAAUAUAGACCGCCUUAGUUCACGACGGACUCUCCAUGCUUUUGAUUUGUUGGGAUUUGGACGUAGCUCCCGGCCAACCUUUCCAAGUGAUCCAGAAGCAGCAGAAGAGCAGUUUGUAUCAUCCAUUGAGCAGUGGAGAGAAGAGAUGGGAAUUAAGGACAUGAUUCUCCUCGGGCAUAGCUUAGGUGGAUUCCUGGCUGCGUCGUAUUCCAUGAAAUACCCACAGAGAGUGAAACAUCUCAUUCUUGUUGAUCCAUGGGGAUUCCCAGCCUUGCCAACAGACCCCAGUGAGGUGCGUUCUCCUCCAGCAUGGGUAAAAGCUAUUGCUGCAGUUCUUGGACGAUCCAAUCCUUUGGCUGUUGUAAGAGCAGCGGGACCUUGGGGGCCCAGAUUGGUGCAAAGAUUUCGUCCAGACUUGAAAAGGAAAUUUGAGGAGUUCUUUGAGGAUGACACCAUAAUGGAAUACAUUUACCACUGCAAUGCUCAGACACCAAGCGGUGAAAGUGCUUUCAAGACCAUGAUGGAGAGAUUUGGCUGGGCUAAGCGACCAAUGUUGCCUCGUCUUGAUUCGCUUCCUAAAACCCUUCCCAUCACAUUCAUCUAUGGGGCAGAGACCUGGAUUGACAGCAGCACGGGGGAAAAGGCCAAACGGCUACGACCUGACUCUUAUGUGCAAACGCUGGCCAUCAAAGGUGCCUCUCAUCAUGUAUAUGCAGAUCAGCCAAGUAUCUUCAAUGAAGUGGUGGACGAGAUUUGUGAUGCGGUGGAUUGA
This is a messenger RNA of Staurois parvus, 1007 nucleotides long. The record is from the annotation of a GenBank genome assembly. NCBI's taxonomy places the organism in Eukaryota, Metazoa, Chordata, Amphibia, Anura, Ranidae.